This is a messenger RNA of Penicillium malachiteum, 1008 nucleotides long. RefSeq names its product proteasome regulatory particle lid subunit RPN11. The transcript is spliced from 4 exons. Gene Ontology annotation, biological process: proteasome-mediated ubiquitin-dependent protein catabolic process; protein deubiquitination. Gene Ontology annotation, molecular function: metallopeptidase activity; protein binding; proteasome binding. The record is from RefSeq and is a predicted model, not a curated record. The coding region runs from base 1 to 1008 and encodes 335 amino acids. Lineage: Eukaryota; Fungi; Ascomycota; Eurotiomycetes; Eurotiales; Aspergillaceae. Gene Ontology annotation, cellular component: proteasome regulatory particle, lid subcomplex.
AUGGAUCGCCUGAACCGGAUGCUGCAGGCUGCCCAGGGCAUGGGAAUGGGCAGCGCUGCUCCAGGUGGUGAUACCCCAAACCUCAUCGAUAACUCUGAAACUGUUCACAUUUCUUCCUUGGCCCUUUUGAAGAUGCUGCGGCACGGCCGUGCCGGUGUGCCUAUGGAAGUCAUGGGUCUUAUGCUGGGAGAGUUCGUGGACGAGUACACAGUUCGAGUGGUAGAUGUAUUUGCCAUGCCCCAGAGCGGUACUGGUGUUAGUGUCGAGGCUGUGGAUCCUGUGUUUCAAACCAAGAUGAUGGAGAUGCUGCGACAGACAGGACGACCGGAAACCGUUGUCGGCUGGUACCACUCUCACCCUGGUUUUGGAUGCUGGCUGUCUUCCGUCGAUAUCAACACCCAACAAUCAUUCGAGCAACUCACCCCUCGCGCCGUGGCUGUCGUGGUUGACCCGAUCCAGUCCGUCAAGGGCAAGGUUGUCAUCGAUGCUUUCCGCCUUAUCCAACCCCAGACUGUCGUUAUGGGCCAAGAGCCUCGUCAAACAACCUCCAACUUGGGUCACUUGAACAAGCCUUCCAUCCAAGCCCUCAUUCACGGUCUUAACCGCCACUACUACAGCAUUGCCAUCAACUACCGAAAGACUGGAUUGGAAGAGAACAUGCUCAUGAAUCUGCACAAGCAUGUAUGGACUGAGGCCCUCCAGAUGAACGACUUCCAUGAGGAAGGUCAGCACAACGUGGACCAGAUGAAACAGCUUGUCAGCCUCGCCGAGGGCUACGAGAAGCGAGUGAAGGAAGAGACCGAAUUGAGCAAGGACCAGCUGAAGACACGAUAUGUCGGCAAAGUUGACCCCAAGAAGCACAUCGAAGAUGUGAGUCAGCAAUUGAUUGAAGACAACAUUGUUGCUGUUUCCAGGCAGAUGAUCGACAAGGAAGCGUCGGUAGCGCGCCAGUCAGCAACCAAAGAUGACACGAAUGGCGCCUCGAUGGAUGUGGAUGAGGAACUUUAG